Messenger RNA from Botrytis sinoallii, 834 nucleotides. RefSeq lists its product as uncharacterized. Lineage: Eukaryota; Fungi; Ascomycota; Leotiomycetes; Helotiales; Sclerotiniaceae. The coding region runs from base 1 to 834 and encodes 277 amino acids. The record is from RefSeq and is a predicted model, not a curated record. The transcript has a single exon.
AUGCAUUUCUCAAAGAUUAUCGCUGCUGCUUUCCUCGCCGCUCCUCUUGUAGCUGGCCAAACUUCCGCUUUCGGUGGAGCUGCCCCAACUGGUACUGGUGAGAUUGGAUCCCGCCCUACCGGUGGUGCUCAACCAUCUGGUUGCGCUGGUGGGUUCGGCGGUGCUUCUCCAUCUGGCGGUUUCGCCAUGGCUUCCGGUGGAGCUGGAGGACGUGGAGGACACCACCACAGUGGUGGUGCUCAACCAACCGGUUCAUCGAACUUCGGAAACGGCAAGGCGCAACAGUCCGGUGUUGCUCAAGCUUCCGGCAAGGGUGGCCACAAAGGGGGAAAGGGUGGAAAGGGAGGUGCUUCUGGAAGUGGCUUCGGUUGUGCAUCAAAGACCGGUUCCUCUGGAGCUAAGGCCACUGGAGGUGCCAAGGCUUCCGGUCAUCAAAGACGUCAACAAAGCAGUGCUGCCUUGCAACCAGGUGGAGAGAUGCAACAGCCAACUGGUUCCGCCGGUAGCUCCAAGCCAACUGGAGCUUGUCCAUCCGGUGCUGCUCCAUCAGGAUUCGGAGGUGCUGUCCCAUCUGGCUUCCCAUCUGGAGCUGUCCCAUCAGGAUUUGGAGGUGCUGUCCCAUCUGGCUUCCCAUCUGGAGCUGUCCCAUCAGGAUUUGGAGGUGCUGUCCCAUCUGGCUUCCCAUCUGGAGCUGCUCCAUCAGGAUUCGAAGGUGCUGUCCCAUCUGGCUUCCCAUCUGGCUUCCCAUCUGGAGCUGCUCCAUCAGGAUUCGAAGGUGCUGUCCCAUCUGGCUUCCCAUCCGGCUCUGCUGCCGCUCCUGAACCUACGUCCUAA